UUUAGUUUUAACAAACACAAAAUUUUCCAUAUCCGUACACUACUUAUUCUCUUUCUUCCCUACUCUUUUUUUUUUCUACCAUUUGUAGAUUCCACCCAAGAUUGUAGUCUGUAGAGAGAGAAAGAGUUAUUGAUAAUAGUGUGGAUUAGUGCUCUUUCUACGUCCAAAGGUGUUGCCUUUUUCCCUUUCUUUUUCUCCCUCCAAUUUUUAGAUACAGUCAAUCACACGUCAUAUUUAUGUGAACCCAAAACUGUCCAGCUAGUGUGGAGAAAAAAAUCCUGCUUGAGCUGUGGAAGGAGGUAGAUUUCCUUUUCCUUGUCAUAAAAAAUGUAAUUCUUAUUUCCCAAUGAAGUUUUGCUGCAUCUGGGAUGGAAUUACUCUCUAACCAGUGAAGUUCGUGAUUGAUUACUACUCAUUCAANCGAGUGUAGAAAAUGGCUUCGUGGGCGUACUUUGAUCCUGAGUAUGAGACGUUAAGCAUCAGAAUAAAUCCUCCACAGGUAUCUGUCGACAACUCUAGUUGCAACGACUGCACUCUAGUCAAGGUCGAUAGCAUGAACAAACCGGGGAUAUUGCUGGAGGUAGUCCAAAUUCUUACAGACCUUGACCUUACAAUAACUAAAGCCUACAUCUCCUCAGACGGAGGGUGGUUUAUGGACGUGUUUCAUGUCACUGAUCAACAAGGGCAAAAGAUUACCGACAGCAGGACAAUCGAACACAUUGAGAAGGCCUUGGGGCCCAAAGGAACCACUUCCGGCAUCCUCAAGGCCCGUCCGGGAAAACGGGCCGGGCCCAACCCGACACCCGAUCAAGCCCACACGGCCAUCGAGCUCAUCGGCCGGGACAGGCCAGGCCUCCUCUCGGAAAUAUCGGCAGUCCUAGCUGGCCUGCACAUCAGCGUCACGGCUGCUGAGGUGUGGACCCACAAUCGCCGCAUAGCAUGCAUCUUUUAUAUUGGUAAUGACAGCUCAGAAGAUGGCCCGGCCCGAAUAUCCUCCGCGGAGGAGCAGCUCUGCAAUAUCUUGCGGGGUGAGGAUGAAUUCGUGGCCUGGACGAGCCUUUCGGUGGGGUCCACCACGCAUAUUGAUAGGCGGCUCCACCAGCUGUUAUUUGCUGACAGGGACUAUGAAGGGGAUUGUGUGGCAAUGGUGGAUGGGAAGGUGACAAUCGAGAGGUGUGAGGAGAAGGAUUACUCGGUGGUGACUGUGAAGUGUAAGGAUAGGUCGAAGCUGAUGUUUGAUAUUGUGUGCACGCUUACGGAUAUGCAGUAUGUUGUUUUCCAUGCGACUGUCUCGUCUGACGGGCCCUACGCCUCGCAGGAAUAUUACAUACGUCACAUGGAUGGUUGCACUCUAGAGACGGAAGCAGAGAAAGAGAAGGUCAUCAAGUGUCUCGAGGCAGCAAUUAGACGACGAGUGAGUGAGGGCCUAAGCCUGGAACUAUGCGCAAAGGAUCGUGUGGGCCUCUUAUCCGAAGUCACGCGGAUUUUACGAGAAAACGGGCUUUCUGUCACGAGGGCAGGCGUCUCGACUGUGGGCGAACAAGCCAUGAAUGUAUUCUACGUGAGCGAUGCUUCCGGAAAGUCUGUUGAUGCAAAAACUAUCGAGGGCCUACGCAAGGAAAUCGGGCAGACUAUGAGGCUCAACGUGAAAAAGGCCCCUAACGAUGCCAAUACGCUCGAGACUAGUGGAUGGGCGAAAACGAGCUUCUUCUUCGGGAGCCUGCUGGAGAAGUUUCGGGCUUGAGUUUUGCUGGACUUUGUGUGUGUGUUCAGUGUUGUGAUGUUUGUGCUUUGAGAAGCCUUGUGUGGAGCUUUGUGUAUGUGGAUGAAUGGGUCUGAGUAAACAUUGAACUGUACAAAUCAAGAAAACAAUAAGUUGUAAUAAAAAUGUUGGGGCAAUUUUAUGUAAUGGAGUAGUAAAUUUUCACUAGCUCUGUUUGUUAUUCAGCUAAUUAAAAGUUUCAAGGGUCAAACAAAUAGCUUAUUUUUGUGAGCGGUUACUUGGUGAAGUUUAUGCAAAGUUAAUGUUGAAGUGUGCUUGGGAAUGCACGAGUGCGAUUUUUGUGUAACAACACAUAAAUAAAUGCGUUUAUUCGGGGAGUGUCCAGCUUUUCUUUAGAACUC
Molecule: messenger RNA, 2124 nt
Organism: Striga asiatica
Lineage: Eukaryota; Viridiplantae; Streptophyta; Magnoliopsida; Lamiales; Orobanchaceae
Source: the annotation of a GenBank genome assembly